CUGUUUGACGUUUCCAAUCAAAUGAAAAUUCCAAAAUAAACAAGACAUCAGCGCUCGUUUUCCGUUUUAUUUAUUAUUCCGAGCAAGUAUUUUGGAGUAGAAAAAUUCUUCAUAUUCUUCUAAAGUUCUUUUGUUUAAGAGUGGUUAAAGUCUUUCGUGGCCUUCCCGCCCUCUACAUUUUGUGAGGUUACAUUAUACCUGCUAUUAUGAUCCGUCAAUGUUUUUUUCGAUGUUUAUUGGAUUCGCAUGCGCCUAUUAAACUUCCACAUAAUGUGGAAAUAUUUGUAGGGCGCAGUAAAAUAACCAAAAUCAAAGAUCAGUCGUGUUCUCGCCAUCAAAGUGAGUUUAUAUUUAUAAGUUUAAAGGCUGACUGUGAACAAUGUGAAGUUGAAUUAAAACCUCUGGGAAUUAAUCCAAGUGGGUUGGAUGGAUUUGCACUAAAGCGGCAUGGCCAAUACAAAGUAUCCCACGGUAAUCGAGUUGAGAUAUUGUUAAACAAUCACAUUCACAUUGUCGAGUUUGACCCACCGCCUGAUGAUUACGAGCCACCAAAACAGAUUAAAAGGAAAUUAGAAGACAAUAACCAAGAAACAUCUCCCAGAAAAAGAUGCAAAAUAGAAUCAGAAUUAGAAUCUGAUAUAAAAGAAACCAUGGCAAGUGUAUGGGAAGCGAUUGAUGGUGGAGAAGUAUAUAUUUAUACAGCUAAGGGUCUAAAAUCUAGUAACAAAAUUGCUGCAUUCGAUAUGGACGGUACAUUAAUAAAAACAAAGUCUGGUAAAGUGCAUCCUGUAGAUAUAAAUGACUGGCAGAUUGCAUUCCCUCAGGUAUCAAAAAAGCUUACUGAGAAAUUAAAUGAUGGUUACAAAAUAAUUAUAUUUAGCAAUCAGUCCCCAAUUGGAAAUGGUAGAGUUAAAAUUGAGGAUUUCAAAAAGAAAAUUGAGGGUAUUGUUGAAAAGCUGAAUGUUCCUAUUCAGGUAUACUUAGCUACCGGAAAAGGAUUUUAUAGAAAACCUGCAACAGGCAUGUGGAAACUUCUUGCUGAAAAGAAAAAUGACAAUAUUCCUAUAGACAUUGGUAGUAGCUUUUACUGUGGAGAUGCUGCUGGUAGAAUGGCUAAUUGGGCACCAGGAAGAAAGAAAGACCAUUCUAUGGCUGACAUACUUCUAGCUGAGAACCUUGGCAUCACAUUCUACACACCAGAACAGUUUUUCCUAGGACAUUCUAUUGCUAAUGUGCCAAUGAAUAAACCAGAGUUUAUACCUAAAGAACUCAAACCUGAGCCUUUUAAUGAAGCAUUAAUUAGUACGGAAAAAGAGUUGCUGGUUCUAGUAGGCUUUCCAGGUAGUGGUAAAUCAACCUUAGCUAAACAAAUUGAGAAGAAAUCUGGAAACAGAUAUGUAGCAGUGUGCAGAGAUGUUCUUGGUACUUGGCAAAAAUGUGCAGCAGAAGCAACUAAGCUAUUAAAGCAAGGCAAAAGCGUGAUAGUGGACAGUACCAAUCCUGAUACAGAAUCCCGCGCCCGCUGGACGUCUCUUGCUAAAGAUAUGAACGUGGCGUGUCGUUGCGCCAUCAUGACCACGAGCAAGGCGCAUGCGCAACAUAACAAUAAGUUCCGGGAGAUCAUGAAGAUAAACCACGUACCCAUUUCGGACAUCGUGUUUCAUACAUACAAGAACAAAUUUGUUGAGCCGACAGUGAGAGAGGGAUUCAAAGAAGUAAUUAAAGUGAAAUUUAGCCCUACAUUCGACGAUAAGGAAGCUGAAACCGUUUAUAACAUGUAUUUAUUAGAGAAAUAAUAUAUUUAUCAAAUGAACUUUGAGAUUAUAGUUAUACAAAUAAAAGAUGCGAUAUUUA
Molecule: messenger RNA, 1854 nt
Organism: Pararge aegeria (speckled wood butterfly)
Lineage: Eukaryota; Metazoa; Arthropoda; Insecta; Lepidoptera; Nymphalidae
Gene: PNKP
Exons: 6
Coding region: 207-1796 (529 amino acids)
Biological process (GO): DNA repair
Molecular function (GO): protein binding; double-stranded DNA binding; polynucleotide 3'-phosphatase activity
Source: RefSeq, a predicted model, not a curated record